Messenger RNA from Lycium barbarum (goji berry), 6099 nucleotides. Its product is annotated as TMV resistance protein N-like. Gene Ontology annotation, molecular function: ADP binding. Gene Ontology annotation, biological process: signal transduction; defense response. Bases 159 to 3842 code for a protein of 1227 amino acids. The record is from RefSeq and is a predicted model, not a curated record. The transcript has 5 exons. Lineage: Eukaryota; Viridiplantae; Streptophyta; Magnoliopsida; Solanales; Solanaceae.
UUUCUCGAAGAUAGGGAGACUAGAGAGGUCGGAGUUGACUCAUCAAGUCCAUCCUACAAAGGUCCCAUGGACCCAAUCCAUCUCAUUGUCUCUGUAAAUCUGAGUUUCUACAGGCCAUUUCUAUUGUUUUUAGCUGAUUACUAAGCUCAAAAUUCACCAUGGCUUCCAUCACAGAGACCCGAAAAUGGAAAUAUGAUGUUUUCUUGAGUUUCAGAGGUGAAGAUACACGUAAGAACUUCGUUUCCCAUCUUUACACAUUUCUUAAAUUCAAAGGAAUUUAUGCAUUCAAGGAUGACAAUGAACUUGACAGAGGAAAAUCCAUCUCACCUGAACUUUCAAAAGCCAUUGAGCAAUCAAGAAUUGCCAUUAUUAUUUUCUCUAAAAACUAUGCUUCAUCCACUUGGUGCUUAGAAGAACUAGUCAAGAUCAUGGAAUGUGUUCAAAAGAAGGGACAAAUUCCAAUUCCAGUCUUCUAUGAUGUUGAUCCAUCAGAUGUAAGGAAUCAAAGAAUUAGCUUUGGUGAAGCUUUUGCCAAGCACGAGGCACAUCUAAAAGGAACUGAUUUGGAGAAGGUGAAAAUAUGGAGAAAGGUUGUUACUCAAGCAGCAAGUAUAGCAGGAUGGGAUGUACGUAAUACAGCCAAUGGGAAUGAAUCAGAAUGCAUAGAGCUAAUGGUAAACCAUAUUUUUAAUAGCUUGGACCGUUCACUUUCAGCUGUCACGAUGAAUCUUGUGGGAGUGGAAUCUCGUUUGGCUGAAGUAAAGUCAUUGUUGAAUGUGGGUUUUGGAGGUGUUUGUUCUGUGGGGAUAUGGGGGAUGGGCGGGAUAGGGAAGACAACUAUCGCAAGAGAGAUUUUUGACACGCUGUCUGGUCAAUUUGAAGGGUCUUGUUUUCUUGCAAAUAUUAGGGAAGUUUCAAAGAAGCAUGGGUUGGAAUACUUGCAAAAGACACUUCUUUCACAUAUCUUGAAGCUAAAUUCUCUAAAUAUAGGGAGUGUUUAUGAAGGAAUCAACAUGAUAAAGGCUAGGCUUCACUUUAAAAAGGUUCUAAUAGUCCUUGAUGAUGUGGAUAAUGGAGACCAAGUAGAAAACUUAAUUGGAAAUGGUAAUUGCCUUGGUAGUGGCAGUAGAAUCAUUACAACAACUAGAGACAAGCAUUUGCUCAAUAAGCACAACCACUUGUACGCAGUCCGUUUGUUGUCUGACAGGGAAGCUCUUCAACUCUUCAGCCGGCAUGCUUUUCAGAAAGUGAGUCCCGAGAAAAAGUUUGAAGAACUCUCAUCCCAGGUACUGCAUUAUGCUAAAGGUCUUCCUUUAGCUCUUAAGGUCUUGGGUUCUUUUCUUUAUGGAAGGAAUAUGGGUGAGUGGAUAAGUGCAUUAGACAGAUUAAAAGACACUGCAGAAGAAGAAAUUGUUAAGCAACUCAGAAUAAGUCUUGAUGGGUUGAGCCCGAAAGAGAAAAAUCUGUUUCUAGAUAUUGCGUGUUUCUUUAGAGGGAAAAAGGAAGAUGAAGUGAUAAGAAUCCUAGACGGUUGCCGUUUCCACUCUAAGAUUGGGAUAAGUGUCCUUGCUCAAAAAUCACUUCUAUAUGUUUCACGAGGAAUCAUUGAGAUGCAUGAUUUGAUACAGGAGAUGGGUCGGCAGGUGGUACGCCAGGUUUACCCUGAUAUUCCAGGAAGGUACAGUAGACUGUGGCUCUAUGAGGACGUAUGUGAUGUCUUUACAGAAAAUACGGGCACAGAAGCAAUUGACGGCAUAAUGGUUCCAUUUGAAUUGGAAUCACUUGUUUGCAAUAGGAGCAAAGCUUUCAGAAAAAUGAAUUGCCUAAGGAUACUCAUAGUCAAAGGGGAUGAGAUUCGAUAUCAUGACCCUAUUGCUCACCCUAUUGACUGCCUCCCUAAUAGCUUGCAGUGGCUUGAUUGGUCAUACUACCAUUUUGAAUCUUUGCCAGAAAAUUUUCAACCUAGAAAGCUUGUCGGGCUCAACAUGGUUUCAAGUUCUAUAGUUGAACUGUGGAAGGGGUUGAAGGUAUUUGAUAGCUUGACAACCAUCAACCUAAGUUGGUCCAAGAAUUUACGGCGAACCCCUGAUCUUUCUGGGACCCCGAAUUUACAGAGGUUGAUGCUAAAACAAUGUGUAAGCUUGGAAGAAAUCCAUUCAUCAACUGCAUAUCUCCGGAAGUUGACUUUGCUGAAUUUGGAAAACUGCAAAAGUCUUGAAUUCCUUCCAAGCAGCAUUCAGACGGAAUCUCUUGAAAGUUUCAACCUCUCUGGCUGUCUGAAAUUAAAAGAAGUUCCAGAACUUUCAGAGAAUAUGGAUUCUCUCUUAGACCUCCGUUUAGCAUGCACUGCAAUACGGGAGCUAAGCUCAUCAAUUGGCCAUCUUUCUAAAGUUAGCAUACUUGAUUUGAGUUUCUGUGAGGAACUUGUCGAUCUCCCAGCCAAUGUUUGUCAUUUGAGGGAACUAAAAGUUCUGAUUCUCACUGGCUGCUCAAGACUUAAGACCCUGCCAAGUAAGAUUGGAAUUCUGGUAAAGCUAGAGGAACUCUAUGUUGAUGAUACUGCCAUUUUGCAACUACCAGAUUCUAUCCUCCACUUAAAUAAGCUUACUGUCCUAUCUUUGAAAAAGGGACGCAAGACUAAAUGUCCAUCUGCUCUGAAUUUGAAGUUUCCCCAGGAAUACCGCUUGUGGCAAUUGAAAAAAUUAGAUCUCAGUGGUUGCAAUCUACUUGACGAAGAUGUUAGUCAUUUUAGUAUGUUUCCUUCUUUAUCUGAACUAAAUUUGAGCAGAAACAAGUUUGUUUCUUUAAAGAACAUCUGUCUUUCUGAGAAAUUAAAAUAUCUCAACAUAACAUACUGUGAGGAGCUUAAGGAACUUCCCAGACUUCCUUCAAGUCUUCGGGAACUGUAUGUUGAUGAUUUUCUAGCCCAAGAUUGUGCCAGUAUGUUUCGAUACUCACAGUUGUAUUUGAUCUCAUUUACAAACUCUAGUUACGAACAACUUUAUUCAGACGAGGGCAAUAACAGUUCACUGAUGGACGAAAACUGCCAACAAGAUUCUCAUAAUACGUUGGUCAAGAUUCUCAUUAUGUUUGUCAAACGCAAACAGGCUGGUUAUCAUGAUGGAAUGCCUGCUUGGUCAGUCGUCUAUCCAGAACGUGUAAUUCCCAAGUGGUUCACGUACCAUAGCACAUUGGAAAAAAUCUCGCUUCAUUUGCCCAAAAAUUGGUGGAAUGAUCACUUCCUUGGGUUUGUUGUAUGCUGCAGCACUUACAUGGGAGAUGGUGUGUACUGUCCUGAUUGGAGCUUAUCUGGGAAUCAUGACUAUUGUUUUGUCAACACCAAGUUGAUUUGCGAAAAUAGUUCAGAGAAACUCAAGGUAGUGGAGACAAGAUGUAAAGUGGGCACAGUGUCACGCACUUAUUGUUGCUGUUUGUGCAUUGCCCAUACAUUACGGACGCACUGGCAGCAUACUGUGAUGAGACAUUGUGAUCCAAACUUGUAUCGCCUGUUUGAGGCUUCUAUUGAUUCGAGGGUUGCAAAAGAGUGGGGAGUACGUCUGGUCUACUGGCAAGAUUUUGGGUCUAACGUUGUAGUCGGGUCCGGAACCAAAAUAACCCCAAAAAAGGGGUAUGAACCAAAAUAUCCCAGGAAAAAAAAAGGUACAGAAGUACCUUUAACGCAUGAAAAUCAUGCUUCAUGCGUUAAAGGACUUAAUGGAGACGGACGCGUUCUUUUAACGCAUGAUUUUCAUGCGUUAAAGGCAUGUCCUUUUUUUUUUUUCCUUCAUUCUUUCUUCCUUCCUUUCUUUCACACUUUUUUACAUACUUUAGCCAUAGAUUAAUCAUGCUUUGAUACUCCAAAACUUAAAUAUUUUAUAUAGAACCCUAUUUAUUUUUGUGCGAUUAAUAAGGUAGGCUCAACACAUCGAGGAUACACAAAACUUCGGAUUGUCGUUUUAGUGGUUGAAAAGUGCUCGAAGUCCAUUUUUGUUUGAAGACUUGUUGUCAUUAGCUUUAAGUUAUUUAUGUUUUAGGGUUUCGUGUUAUUUUUAUAUUAAUGCGUAAUUUUAUUUUGACAAUUUCACAAAUAAAUAAAUUAACAAUAAAUAAAAAAUUAACAAAUUAAUAAUCCAUAAUCAAUUAAAAAAAUAUUAAUUCAUAAUCAAUUAUUUCUGUGUAAUUUUUUUUUUUUUUUUUUUUGCGUUAUACCCUUCAACGCCCAACUAAUUGGAGUUCACAACUUAAAUAACUUCAAAUGUGGGUUUGGGUACCAAAAUAAUCCAUUAACGAAUAACGAACAAUAAGCUAAAUCUCGAAUAACGAAUAAUAAACUAAAUUUCAAAUAACGAACGAUAAACUAAAUCCUGAAUAACAAACGAUAAGCUAACAUUAACAGAAUUUCUAAAAAGGAUUAGUUAGUUAACAUAAUUUUUUGACGAAGGAUUAGUUAGUUAACAUAAUUUUUUGACGAAGGAUUAGUUAGUUAACAUAAUUUUUUGUUCGUUAUUACUUUAACUACAUGAGUUAAGUAAAUUAUAAUCAACAAUACAAUAUCAUGGAUUAUUCAAAAUAACUAAUUAAAUCCUCCAUAACUUAUCCUAGUUAAGUAAGUUCUAAUUAGAGAAUUUUUUUUUUGUUAAUUUCAAGAAUAAUGAAUAAUUUAGUAUUUACAAAUAUGACACCUCCAUGGAUCUCCGUUAAUUAUUUGUUAUUAUGGCAUUGUUAAUAUUUGUUAAUUAUUUCAUUGUUAAUAUAUUUAUUUCUGAAAUUGUUUUUCCCAUGUUAAUUUCUUGAUUAUCACAUGUUAAUCGUUAAAUAAAUUAGUUCGUUUUUUUACUAAUAAUAUCUUCUCAACGCUCCCGUCGAGGUUUGAUCCCCGGUGGAUGAGAUAAAAAAAAAGUCAAAAGCCAAAGGCUUUACCACCAAGCCAAGUUGGUUAAAGUAACAAUGUAGACACUUUUUAUUAUUUUCUAUGUUCACUAAUGCUAUCUAACUUGUUUUCUUAAAUUGAAUUUGGAACCUUGAAAUUGACAUUGAAAACAUCAUUAUCACGGGAUUAUGGAAUUGAAAUAUAUUUUUCACCAUUAGAUUUAAAAAAGAAAUAAAUGAAAAUUGCGCAUGAAUUUGGGGGAAAAUUGAAAUUGAAUGGGACAACGGACGUUUUUGGAAAAUUUGGGGCGGGCAAACAGCCUUGCGGCAGUUUAGACGCAUAGAUCUCGAAAAAAUACCCAAAAUCAAAAAAAAAAAUCGCAUCAAAUGGACAUCCUAGCGCAAAGUUAUGACCAUUUAAAAUUUCACCAACUUACAAAUAAAUUAGUGCGCAAAAGGUUUUUUAAUGGGUUAUUUUGGUAACCAAAUUCACUUUUUGGGUUAUUUAAGUUGCGGACUCCAAUUAGUUGGGGGUUGAAGGGUAUAACGCAAAAAAAAAUACACAUAAAUAAUUGAUCAUGAAUUGAUAUUUUGUUAAUUGAUUAUAAGAAUAAAGUUAUAAUCACUAAAAAUAAAGUUAUGCAUUAAUAUAAAAAUAACGUGAAACCCUAAAACAUAAAUAACUUAAAGCUAAUGACAACAAGUCUUCAAAUAAAAAUGGAUUUCGAGCACUUUUCAACCACUAAAACGACAAUCCGAAGUUUUGUGUAUCCUCGAUGUGUUGAGCCUACCUUAUUAAUCGCACAAAAAUAAAUAGGGUUCUAUAUAAAAUAUUUAAGUUUUGGAGUAUCAAAGCAUGAUUAAUCUAUGGCUAAAGUAUGUAAAAAGGUGUGAAAGAAAGGAAGGAAGAAAGAAUGAAAGAAAAAAAAAAUAAGACAUGCCUUUAACGCAUGAUUUUCAUGCGUUAAAGGUACUUUUGUACCUCUUUUUUCCUGGAUAUUUUGGUUCAUACCCUUUUUUUUUGGGUUAUUUUGAUUCCGGACUCUAUCCUCCCCCGAAGUUACAAACAAUGUCUGGAAAUGUUUACUAAACAUGCCAUUUUGGUGAUGAUUCUCUCUCUCUCUAAAUCUGAUGCCUAUACUUCAGAUGACUGGUAUUCAUAGUGGUGCAUUGCUCCAAUGUAGGAUGAACAUAUAGUCAAAGAUUUGGAAUCAAACAUUUUGAAUUUCA